Molecule: messenger RNA, 570 nt
Organism: Staurois parvus
Lineage: Eukaryota; Metazoa; Chordata; Amphibia; Anura; Ranidae
Source: the annotation of a GenBank genome assembly
AUGGAAGCCCAUCAUCGAAUCCACACUGGGAAGCUGGCAUACCCUUGUACGAUGUGCGACAUGAGCUUCUCAAAACCGUCCUUGCUCGCGGCUCACAACAACACGCACAAGGAAGGCAAGCCUUUCCAGUGCGACCAGUGCGACAAGAACUUCAACGACCAGUCGCUCCUCGUGGCCCAUAAGAGGACCCACACCGGGGAGAAGCCUCACAAGUGCAGCCACUGCAACAAAUGGUUCCCCAACCGCAACAGCUUGGUGGAACACGAAGAGUGCCACCUGAAACCCAAGCCGUACAAGUGCCGGCACUGCGAGAAGAGCUUCAACGACAAGACCCUGCUCAUCACCCACGAGGGAGUGCACACGGAUACGAAACCCUUCAAGUGCACUCAGUGCAACGAGAGCUUCUUCUUGAAGACGCAGCUGGUGGCCCACCAGGCCAACCAUGGUCCCGAUAAACCCUAUCCAUGCCACCAGUGCGAGAGGAGCUUCAACAAGAAAGAGACUCUCUUGGCUCAUAUCCGGGUGCACAACGUGCAGAGCCUGCAAGUGCAGAAAAAGCUUAAGCCAUGA